AUGACGCAACCUACCCAAGCGCAGAGCUUCGCUUCCGACCUUGAGAGCUUUGGCUCCAUUGACUGGGAUGCUGAAUACGAAGAGCUCGUCACGACAGAACACACACGUCCCGAGCUAGGGACCGUCGAAACGGAAGACACCACACAUCCCGAGCCCGAGCAGCUUCAGCCAGAGGGCCAGGAGGCCACCAACACCGCGCCGCUGGUCCAGGAACCCACUCCUGACCACCCCCAUACCCUUGACACCACAUUCGCCGACAACGCCACUCCCACCAUUGUCGCAUCUCCCAACUGGACCACCACUCCCGAACCAAUGUCCAGUGCAUUCGAAGACAUCGGCUUGUACGGCGAAGAGGCGACAGCAGCCACUGACACGGCCGCCGCGCUGGCGCCAGGCUCCUUCGCCGCCUGGGAGCAUCCUGGAUGGUGCUGGCGGGAGUCGUCCUCGUGGUGCGAGUGGACGGCCACGUCCCCAGAGGUCAGCGCGUGGGCCCUGUCGCCGGGCAUCAACGACGACGCCGAGUGGAUCAUCGGCGCCAGUCGUUACGGAGACGACUACGCCCACGACGACAUCCCGCGCGUCGCCAGCCUUCUCCGCCGGGCGUACGAAUACGCCUACAACGUGCCGGAGAACGUUUGCUUCCCCGCGCUGGCCCGUGGCUUCAAGGCCGUCCCUCGCCGCGGCUGCGUCGCCGAGCGGGAGGUGUUCCCGAGGGGCGCGAAGGGCUUGAAGGAGAGGCGGGAGCUGGGAGGCCCGGUCUACUUCCCCCAGCCCUCCCGCCUCUCCGAGGUUUGGUCGGUAGAGGAGGAGGAGAUGGAGAAGGACGACGCGGAGGUCUCCUCCGAGAUCUCUGAGGAGUGGUGGGGCUGGUUUGAGAGCAGCUGCGGCGAGGAGGACGAGGACGAGGAAGGCGCAACGCCCGACACGGGCUCCUCCGCAUCAGUGGAGUCCUCCAACCGCGUCGUCGUCUCGACGCCAAUCACCAUCAAGCCCGUCCCGCUCCGCCCUCAGCCCAACAUCGACGGCGCCGAAGACCAUGAAGCCGCCGCUACAGACAGCGACGAUGAGGACGACCAGAUCUCUACUUCUUCUAGCGACUUCGUCACAAUCCCCAUCUCUCCUCCGCCGGCCGACACUGCUGAAGACGAGGACGACAGCUCCUCAAGCGACGGAAUCGCCAACGAGUACGAGGGCCUCUUCGCUCUAUACGAGCCUACCAAUCUUAUUUCGCAGCCAAUCCACACCACCAAAGACGAGGAAUACAUGGCCGUAGAGGACCAGCUCUCGGACAGCGGAAGUGAGGAAGACAACGUCUCGGUCGGAGACGCCGAAGACGGAAUCCCUGCCACUCCCUCCAGGCUCACCCUCCUCGCUCCACAGCCGACCGACGCUAUCGAAAGCGAGGAGCACGCGACAGGCAGCUGCGAGCUUGCUGAUCGUGACAGCGAGGACGACGACACUUCGAUCGCGGACGUCACCAACGAAGUCGAGAUCCCUACCACUCCCUCCAAGCCCACCCUCGUCAUUCCGCUACCCCCACGCACGCCUGUGCGCUCCAGAGACGCUCUUCUUCACGACCUGAGUCCUAGCCCGAAGCUCACUGGCCCAGGCCUCCUGCGCAACAUGGCAUUUGACGAUAUGGCCCCACAGAUCAGCCCGGUCCUUCUUUCUCCGGCCCUCGCGCUCAGAGACACGAAUGCCGGCAAGAAGCUGGCCCCUGUUCCAACGCUGUACCAGGUUUUCGUUGAGCAGCAUGGUGAGAAGACAAUCCACCAAGCCACAAAGAACCAGCAAGAUGCGUGGAAGGAGCAAGACAUGGAGGAGCAGCAUGUCGGCGAGGAGAGCGCGGGUUUUUGGACCACUGCUGCCGCCGCUGCUGUUGCUAUCAUUGGUGGCUUCACGGUGCUUUUGGGCUAA
Lasiodiplodia theobromae is the source of this 1917-nucleotide messenger RNA. RefSeq names its product Lpxtg-domain-containing protein cell wall anchor domain. NCBI's taxonomy places the organism in Eukaryota, Fungi, Ascomycota, Dothideomycetes, Botryosphaeriales, Botryosphaeriaceae. Bases 1 to 1917 code for a protein of 638 amino acids. The record is from RefSeq and is a predicted model, not a curated record. The transcript has a single exon.